This is a messenger RNA of Corticium candelabrum, 1857 nucleotides long. Its product is annotated as sphingomyelin phosphodiesterase A-like. Gene Ontology annotation, biological process: sphingomyelin catabolic process. Gene Ontology annotation, molecular function: sphingomyelin phosphodiesterase activity. The coding region runs from base 33 to 1736 and encodes 567 amino acids. NCBI's taxonomy places the organism in Eukaryota, Metazoa, Porifera, Homoscleromorpha, Homosclerophorida, Plakinidae. The record is from RefSeq and is a predicted model, not a curated record. The transcript is spliced from 4 exons.
ACUGUUGCAUGUUGCUCUGACUACCGUUUCGGAUGCUACUUUCAUAUUGUCGGCUGAUUGUGGUCUGUGUCGUCUUGUCAGUUGUAAUCAGUGCUCCAUUGCCAGGCGUCCAGCGUACACAUGGGGAUCACCAUCCUUUCUGUAAGUUGUGCCGUCGGUUUGCUGAGAAGGUAGUUGAUACCAUCCAAAGUAAGAAGGCGUAUGCAGACAUCAGGAAUGAUACUAUUCGAUUGUGCACGGAAGCCAUGGACGUUGAUGGGUUGAAGGGUCACGUGAUCUGUCCUGGUCUAAUGGAUACGUAUAUACCGCCCAUUCUGUACAUUGUCUCAGAAGCGUUGUUUUCUCCCAAUGAAAUAUGUCAGAAACUCGAUUUCUGUCCACCAACCAAUGAACACCAAGGUCACGUGAACAAUCAACUAAAUCACAUGAUUACUGACAUUUCAGAUGCAGCACAGAGACAUGACAAUACACAACACGGGAAGUUAGACCAUCAACAGCCAAUCAGGAUACUUCAAUUGACUGACAUUCAUUUAGAUCACCAAUAUAAGUCUGGCACUCCAGUAGACUGCGGACUAUUCAUUUGCUGUCAAGAAGGCAUGAACGGCUCUGGCAGAGCCGGUCAAUAUGGAGACUACAAGUGUGAUCUUCCUAUUGCUACACUCAACCUCUUGACUAAUCAUUUAAAACAGCUUAACCCACAGCCUGAUUUUAUUGUGUACACGGGUGAUAACCCACCACACGACAUAUGGGAAGAGAGCUGGCAGAGUCAGACAAACUCAACGAAUUUUCUUGUUAAAUAUCUUUCUACCAAGUUGCCUAAUCAAACCAUUUAUCCAGCAAUGGGAAAUCACGAAACGUUUCCUGAGAGUUUUUAUUAUCCGCCGAGAUAUCGGAAUCUGACUGAUGCUCUUGCGGAGUUUUGGCAGCGUUGGGUUGAGCUGCCGGAGAAUGCACUGCAGACAAUAAGAGCUGGUGGGUUCUACACUAUGUUGAUCAGACCGGGACUCAGACUGAUGUCUAUUAAUACAGAUUUUGGGUAUCGAUUGAAUUUCUACACUCUCCUCAAUGACCAAACUCCCGAGUUCUUUAACCAACAAAAGUGGAUGGAAGAGACGCUUGCAAUGGCGGCAGAGAAAGGAGAGAAGGUUAUCAUUAUUGGUCACAUUCCACCUGGAAUUGCGGACACAAUCAAAUCAUAUGGAGAUUUUUAUGUUCCUGUUGUUGCCAAAUAUAGAGACAUCAUAGUUGGACAGUUAUUUGGUCACACACAUGAAGAUCAAUUUGAAGUGGUUCAUGUCAACAGUAAACCAGCAGGAGUUGUAAACGUUGCACCAUCAGUAACACCACGUACAGACAUCAAUCCUUCAUAUCGUAUCUACUUGAUGGAUCCUACAACGUUUCGUCUUAUCGACUACGAGCAGUAUCAUAUAAACCUAACGGAAGUAAAUCUCCUUGCAGAGCAAAAUCGAAUUGAUGAGAUCAAAUGGAAACUGGCCUACACAGCAAGAGAGGAAUAUGACUUGCCAGACUUCACACCAAACUCAUGGUGGAAUUUAACUGAAAGGUUUCAACACAACUCCUCAUUACUGUUUCAGUACUGGAACAACAAGUUUGCUCGCAGUGAUGUCCAUCGUCACUGUGGUUGGCUGUGCAAGCAAGAUCUUAUUUGUUUGACACAAAGUGCAUCUAAGACACAGUAUAACGAAUGUCUUUUCAUGUUUGACACUAGUUUGUGAUGAUGAACCCGCAUGAGCGAGUUGUCUUGAACAUUUUGAUUUCAGUUGAUGCAAUUCAAUAGAUAGAGUGAGGGAACACUGUCUUUGUAUUUGUUGAAAUAACAAACCGAGAACAGGAAGA